GCCAAGUGCGAGAGGGCAUCGAACGCAGCAGAAUCAGAGUACUUUCAUUCACUCUCUCUGUUACCGUUACCCGAAUCGAGAAGGAAGGAAGAUAAAAGGAGGAGUUGGUGGAUGCUAUGCUCAGCCCAGUAUCUGUUAGUGGGGUAUCGGAUUCUUCUGGUGGGGGCGAGCACUCCUAUGUUGACACAUCUUCGUCUUCUCCGCCACACCCAUCUCCGCCCAACUUGCUCCACUUACCCUAGAAACCCUAAUCCAGACCCUGGGUAAGGAGUCUCGCACCACCACCACCGCCAGAGAACAUGGCGGAGAAUCUCCCCUUCGAGAUCAUCAACGAGAUCCUCCUCCGCCUCCCCGUCGACGCCCUCCUCCGCUGCCGCUGCGUCUCCAAGCGCUGGCACUUCCUCAUCGACAACCCUCGCUUCAUCUCCCAGCAGCUCGCCCGCUCCGCUCGAUCCCACUCCAAUCAGACCCUCUUCUUCCGCCACAAGUCCGUCCUCCGCACCCUCGACCUCGACUCCCUUUCCCGGGAUGACUCCCCACCAGCCGACGCCUCCUCCUCCUGCGCCGCUCUCGAGGAAAUCAACUACCCUCUCAUGUGCUACAGCGACGAAAUCAAGCUCCUGGGCUCCUGCAAUGGGCUGAUCUGCCUAUCCAACGCCGCGGACGACGUCAUCAUAUGGAACCCUUCCCUGAAGAAACACAGGUUUCUCCCCUACUUUAGCAUCGAAGGUAGAAAGAGCUGCGGCAUCUCGCUUUUAUCUGUCUGUGUGUACGGAUUCGGCUUUGUUCACGAGAGUGAUGAUUACAAGCUGCUGAGGUUAGUGGAGUAUAUCGGCCAGCCGAUUGAAUCCGAUGUCUGCCUUUACAGUAUGAGGUCCAAUUCGUGGAGGAGGAUCCAAGAUCUGCCUUAUUCCCUGAUUUAUCCUCGGAAAAUGGGAGUUUUUGUCCACAGGGCUCUGCACUGGGUUAUGACCCCGGAACUUGUCCCCGAUUCGCCUAACUAUAUUGUCGGUUUUGAUCUUGAGGCUGAAAAUUUUGGGUUGAUUCCGCAGCCAGAUGUCUUGGACAAGAGUUUUGAGAUCGAUGUGUCUGAUCUGGAUGGUUACUUGUGUAUGGUUGCCAACAACAGGAAUUAUGGUGUUGAUGUGUGGAUCAUGAACGAAUAUGGGCUGAAGGAUUCAUGGGCUAAAUUGUUCUCCAUCCCGCAAUCAGAUGUCCCAAGGACGAGUGGAUUCAUGUGGCCGUUAGCAUAUUCUCAAGGCGGUGGACGAAUUUUAGUGCAACAGGAUAAAAAGAAUCUCUUUUGGUAUGAUAUAAGGCAGAAAGAAGUCGAGAGGAUCCAGAUUCAAGGGAUGCCCAGUUCAUUUGAGACGCAAGUUUGCUUGAGGAGCCUUGUUCCAGUUGAUUACAGGUACAGGGGAAGUGAUAAAAAGAAGCCAAGUGCAAAAGAGGACAAGGAGAGAACAAAGAAGAGGGAUGACUUUCUCUCUGUGGGAUUCAAACUUGUUUUAUGAGCAAUCCGAGCGGAGUGCGCGCAUUAUUGCUGAGGUUUGUGCAAGAACUACGAUGAGAGCACCCUGCAAGCAUCCUGCAAGAUUCAGUGGAUCCCUAAGGGAACCUGUUCCCUUGGUUAACCAGAAGACACCAGAAAAUAUGUAGAAAUACUGUUUCAAAGAGGCUCGUGAAGAUCUGUAAGAUCAUUUUAUACUCUAUACAGUACUUUUGCCAUAUCUUCCGACUCUGAAGACAUCCGACUAACUUCUGAGUCUUCAAUGUUUAUACUGAAGAAGGGAGUGACUUCAAUAUUCCUCUCGCACCAUCAAGGGUUUCAGCAAAAGCUGCCUUUAUUUUCCCUUCUUCAAGGUAAGGAUAUAAUAAGUUGCAGAAGGGGUAAUGGCAGUGGUCUGCAUAAUGGGUUUGUUUCUUUUUUCUUCCUUGCAAUUGAUGAUGAAGCUGCCUCCUCAGAUUCAGACGGGUUGGUUAGCGUCCCGUGAUCUUUGCAUGAAACUAUUGGGCUGCACGUUCUUUACUGGAAGUUUAAGAUAUCCUAUUUAGACGUAGAAUACUGUUUUAUCUGAGCGAUCUAUGUAGUUGUGGCGGUAUUUUGAUAAAGAACUGGCCUGUUGUUGCCUUUCUUCUCAUGCUUUCGGAUUUUAUGUACACAGAGAAAAUUGCGUGUAUUUCUGCUUAAGUGAUAAUAGGGAACUUCUAGUGUUAUUGUUAUUCUUCUCAUUCUGUAAUUGCAAUUUCACUUGCUUAUCCUGGGCAUACAUCAAACAAUUUUGGUCGAA
Messenger RNA from Punica granatum (pomegranate), 2291 nucleotides. The record is from RefSeq and is a predicted model, not a curated record. Lineage: Eukaryota; Viridiplantae; Streptophyta; Magnoliopsida; Myrtales; Lythraceae.